Messenger RNA from Thalassophryne amazonica, 758 nucleotides. RefSeq names its product major histocompatibility complex class I-related gene protein-like. The coding region runs from base 73 to 513 and encodes 146 amino acids. The record is from RefSeq and is a predicted model, not a curated record. Lineage: Eukaryota; Metazoa; Chordata; Actinopteri; Batrachoidiformes; Batrachoididae. The transcript is spliced from 4 exons. Gene Ontology annotation, cellular component: external side of plasma membrane. Gene Ontology annotation, biological process: immune response.
CCCUCCUGGGCGUCAGCUCGGUUUGUUUUAGUCUGAGUACUUCAGAACCAAACAGUUCGUGCUCGGGACAACAUGAAGUUCUUUUUCUUGUUCUUUCUUCCCUUUGUUUCUCCAGUGAGACACUCCCUGAAAUAUUUUCUCACCAUGACAUCUGGAAUCCCAAACAUCCCAGAGUUUAUGGCUGUUGCACUGGUUGAUGAUCUUCAGUUGGGAUACUGUGACAGCAACAUAAAGAGGGCCAAGCCCAGACAGGAGGGCUUUGUGAAAGCAUUCUUAAAAGAUCAUCCAGAGGACCUGGAGUGGUACACUGGGAGGUGUUUUAUACAGCACAAUAGCUGCAGAUUCAUUCUGGUCAGUUUAAUGCAGCGCUUCAACCAAACUGAAGGUGUCCACACUUACCAGAGGCUGAACGGCUGUGAAUGGGACGAUGAGACCGGAGAGGUCAAAGGUUUUCUUCAGUACGGUUAUGAUGGAGAAGACGUCUUUGUAAUGGACCCCACCAAACUGAUAUAGGACACUGACGAAGGCACACUGCAGUUCAAUAAUAUUUCUAUGCACAUGUAUGUCCUGAAAAGCUGAAGAAGUAUGUGGCGUAUGGAAAGAGCUAUCUGCAGAGAACAGACCUCCCCUCGGUGUUUCUCCUCCAGAAGUCUCCGUCCUCUCCAGUCUGCUGUCAUGCUACAGGUUUCUAUCCUGAUAAAGCCGACAUAUUCUGGAGAAAAGAAGGACAGCAGCUUUUUGAGGACGUGGAUCACGGA